Messenger RNA from Pogona vitticeps (central bearded dragon), 1911 nucleotides. It is a transcript of the gene ARSK, whose product is annotated as arylsulfatase family member K. NCBI's taxonomy places the organism in Eukaryota, Metazoa, Chordata, Lepidosauria, Squamata, Agamidae. The record is from RefSeq and is a predicted model, not a curated record. Gene Ontology annotation, molecular function: glucuronate-2-sulfatase activity; arylsulfatase activity.
UCUGUCGUGUCCGCCCCUUCUGUUCCGAGAAGGACGAUGGGAGCGGUAGUUCUGUUUGGUUGGCUCCAGUUCCCUGCGGACUUCUUCACGCCGCUUCCCGGGCUUGAGGUCCUGCACUUGGGCCGGCGGGCAGGGAAGCGAAGUCACCGGCCGACUAUGAGCCACGCGGUGCUGCCUCCUCUUGUGUAGCCGAAGGACCCCUUGAAGAACUGACUUUAAGGAAGAAAUGGGGAGAAAUCUCGCCGCCGCCGCCGCUGGAAAGUGCCUAAAAGUCGUUGCUUGGGCUCUCCUGCUCCUCCCGGGUUUUGCUGCAGGGAGGGCGAGCCCUCCUUUGCUCUGCCCUCACGAGGGCUGUGGCAAGUCUAACGUUGUCAUGGUGAUGUGCGAUUCGUUUGAUGGAAGGCUGACAUUUAAUCCAGAAAAUGAAACAGUGGCCUUGCCUUUUAUAAGUCUCAUGAAGAGACAUGGCAGUCUUUUUCUAAAUGCCUAUACAAAUUCUCCAAUAUGUUGUCCUUCUCGAGCAGCCAUGUGGAGUGGCCUUUUCACUCACCUAACAGAAUCAUGGAAUAACUUCAAGGGCUUAGAGCCAAAUUACACAACAUGGAUGGACCUGAUGGAAAAGCAAGGCUAUUACACUAAAAAAUAUGGAAAACUAGAUUAUACUUCAGGACAUCAUUCACUAAGUAACCGUAUGGAGGCUUGGACCAGAAAUGUAGAUUUUUUGCUACAGCAGGAAGGCAGGCCUGUGGCAGCACUCAUAGGUAAUAAGACAUCUGUGAAAGUCAUGCAAAAAGACUGGGAAACCACCAAUGAAGCAGCAGCUUGGAUAAGAAAGAAGGCAACAAACUUAACACAACCUUUUGUUCUUUACUUGGGAUUAAAUUUACCUCACCCGUAUCCUUCACCUUCCUCAGGAGAAAAUUAUGGGUCAUCUACAUUUCUGACAUCUCCAUACUGGCUGCAAAAGGUGACGUACAAUGCCAUCAAGAUUCCAAAAUGGUUUCCAUUUUCAGAGAUGCACCCAAUAGAUUAUUAUUCCUCUUAUACCAAGAACUGUACUGGGCCAUUUACGGAGAAAGAAAUACGAGAUAUACGAGCACAUUAUUAUGCCAUGUGUGCUGAGACUGAUGCCAUGUUAGGAGAGAUAAUUUCUGCUCUUAAUGAAACAGGACUACUCAAAAGCUCUUUAAUCGUAUUCACUGCAGAUCAUGGUGAACUUGCUAUGGAACACAGGCAAUUUUAUAAAAUGAGCAUGUAUGAAGCAAGUUCCCAUGUUCCUCUUCUUAUAAUGGGACCAAACAUUAAACUGCAAAACGUAUCCAAUGUGGUGUCCCUUGUGGAUAUCUAUCCUACCAUGCUUGAUAUUGCUGGAAUACCUAUACCAAAAAAUCUCAGUGGUUAUUCACUGAUGCCUUUAAUACUGGAGAAGGCAGAAGAUACAAUCCCAUCUAGAGAGCUACAUGCUCCUUGGAUUCUGAGUGAAUUCCAUGGAUGCAACGUGAAUGCUUCAACCUACAUGCUGCGAAUUGACCAAUGGAAAUACAUAGCUUAUGCAGAUGGCCAUUCAGUAUCUCCUCAGUUGUUUGACCUCUCUGCUGAUCCAGAUGAACUAACAAAUAUUGCAACAAAAUUUCCAGAGAUUACAGAAUCUUUGAACAAAAUACUUUACUCCAUAAUUGAUUAUCCAAAAGUCUCUGCUUUGGUUGAACAGUACAACAAGCAGGAGUUUAUCAACUGGAAACAAGAUGUAGGACAAAACUAUUCUGAUACCUUAGCUAACCUCAGAUGGCAUCAGGACUGGAAAAAGCACCCAAAGAUGUAUGAACAUGCAAUUGAUCAGUGGAUUAUAGGGAAGACACAUGUAUGAGAUUUACGUGGAAAGUGAAAAUUAAAGUCCACUAAAUAAUCUGA